Limanda limanda (common dab) is the source of this 3858-nucleotide messenger RNA. RefSeq names its product cAMP responsive element binding protein 3-like 2 (gene creb3l2). The coding region runs from base 299 to 1999 and encodes 566 amino acids. The record is from RefSeq and is a predicted model, not a curated record. Gene Ontology annotation, molecular function: cAMP response element binding; DNA-binding transcription factor activity, RNA polymerase II-specific. The transcript is spliced from 12 exons. Gene Ontology annotation, biological process: regulation of transcription by RNA polymerase II. Lineage: Eukaryota; Metazoa; Chordata; Actinopteri; Pleuronectiformes; Pleuronectidae.
CGAGAAACUGAGGCUGCAGCUGUGGAAGCGGAGACAGAACGAGAUGAUCAACAACAACAAGCAGAAGAAGAAGGAACGACACUCUGCUGCAGCAGCGACUCUCUGACUCUCAACAUCUGUAUCUGAUUCUCCUGCUUCUGCUCCGACAACUUGUUGGAAAACUUUAUUUCUCCCGGAGUGAGAUCAGAAGUUUCCAGUUUGACCUGUUUACAGCAAAACUUCACUGCUUCUUCUUCUUCUGCUGCUGGAGGAGGAACGACCACAUCCAUCUGAGUGUGUGCGUGUGUGUUGAGGAACCAUGGAGAUCCUGGACAGCAGUGAGACCUUCCUGCACUGGGACAGGAACCUCAGCGAGCUGUCGGAGGCUGGAGACAUCGACUCGGUGCUCUACACCAACCACUUCUCUGAGCUGCUGGACGACCUGUCACAUGACGCCCUGCUGGGUCAGCUCCUCAGCGACCCCUUCCUGUCCGGGGGGCGGGGCGGCGUGGAGGACAUGGAGGGCGACGAGGACGACAGUGACCUGUCCCCGUCCUCGCCCCUGCCCCCCCACAUCACGGCCGAGCACAGCUACUCGCUCUGCGGGGACAGUCGGCCGCAGUCGCCCCUGUCGCACCUGACCGGCGAGCAAGGCAGCGAAGCAGAAUCAGACGGGGACUCGGCUGAUUGGCCCAUGGAGCAGGACGAGGACGCCAUGGACGCCAUGGACGCCAUGGACGGCCUCCUGUGUGAGCCUCCCUCCCUCCUCCCCAGCCUCUCUCUGUCUCUGGCCUCCAGCGUGGGGCCCAAAGCAACCGAGGGUCCCGCUGCCGCCCCUGCUGCCGCCACCACCACCACAGCCGCCGCCGCCCCUGCUCAGGCCACAGCCAGCAGCCACAACCAGAGCAAGAGCAUCAAGAUCAAAGAGGAAAGCAUCGUCCCUCAGAUCAAACUCGAGCCUCAUGAAGUCGAUCAGUUCCUCAACUUUUCCCCCAAAGGUCUGGAGUCCCUGCAGAUGCCUCCCACUCCUCCCAGUUCCCAUGGCAGCGACUCUGAGGGCAGCCAGAGCCCCGGCCACGCUCCGCCCAGCCUCUCCUGCCCCAGCUCCCCCACCAGCCCCUCUCCGUCCCAGGCCAGCCUGAAGGUGGCGCCGCGGGCCGCCUCCUCCCUGUCCAACUCCCCCCUGCUCACCGCCGCUCAUAAGCUGCAGGGCUCAGGGCCGCUGCUCCUGACGGAGGAGGAGCGCCGGACGCUGGUAGCCGAAGGUUACCCCGUCCCCACCAAACUGCCGCUCACCAAAUCCGAGGAGAAGGCGGUAAAGAAGAUCCGCAGGAAAAUCAAGAAUAAGAUUUCCGCUCAGGAAAGUCGCAGGAAGAAGAAGGAGUACAUGGAUGCUCUGGAGAAGAAGGUGGAGAACUGCUCCAACGAAAACAACGAGCUGCGCAUGAAAGUGGAAUCUCUGGAGUGUACGAACAAGUCUCUGCUGCAGCAGCUGCAGUCUCUGCAGGCGCUGGUGGCUGGCAAAGUCCCCAAGUCCUGCAGGAUGGCUGGCACCCAGACAUCAUCAUGUUUAAUGGUGGUGGUUUUGUGUUUCUGUCUGUUUCUGGGGAGUUUUUACCCCGGGAGUCUGACCCCCUGCUCCACCAUCACUGAAACAGGCCUCGCCUCAAAGCACCUGUCAGUCCAAGAGUCGUACACCGCCACAGUGAAGUCGAGGAAUCUGUUGUCGACCUUCGAAGACGAGGGGCCGCACCUGCUCGGCCUCGGCGGCGAAUAUCCCGACCAAUGGGAGGACAAGCCGGCCGUCGUCAUGGCAGCGUGGCGUCACUCGGAGCAGCAGAAGAUCAGGGAGGAGCCAGUCAGGGCGGAGACACACCCACCUUUCAUGAGCAAAAACAACGAGACGCAGACGCCGACAAACCUGCUGCUAGACCUGCACAGGUCUCUGGAGCAGCAGCUGACGCACGAGAGCCGCAGCAAAGUGGUCGAACUGGAGCAGACGGUCAACGAGACCUCCUGAGGUCGACGCCACCCCAACCGACCACCUCCACACCCCAGCCCGACCUUUGACCCCCUACCCCCUCUGGAGCAUGGUUCAGUGUCCUGGAGCAAACCUCAUACAGUAGUUGUUCCCACUGCUGAUUAUUUAAGGUCAUUUAUGUUUUCAGCCAUCUCUGUUCAAUCAGAUACACUGUAGUACCAGCGGGGGGGGGCACUGGUUGCCUUCCGUUGUGAAGUAAAGUUGCACUGAAUAGUUUUUACAUGAGUCAGUUUUAUUCGUCCUAAUUGACCCGGCAUGAAAACGCUGUUAAAUUCAGAUUAAAUUCGAAAAGGAUCCAAAUGUAGCGCGACAUUCAUUCCAAUGGAACGUGUGUGAGACGACAGGUGAGGCUUUUAAACAGGACACUGACGAGGACCUCUGUAUUUAUAUAAAUCUUUUUUUCUAGUUUUAAUAUUAAAUGUUUUUAAUUCUAUUCCGUACGUUCAUCACAUUUUGAUACUGUUAUUGUGUUUUACGAUUUAUUUUAUUGUGCUAUUUUAUAUUUUGUUCAUAUUCCUUCGGCUGACUCGAGGUUUCCUGCGCUUAUUUGAAAAAAUCUGAGAUGUUCUGAAAUGUUUGGUGGAAUGAAAAAGUGUUUGAUUUGAAUGCAGCUGGAGAUCAAAUGUCAUUUCACACCUAUAAGCGUCAUUAUAUAUUGGGGGUGUGUACAGAUGUUACAGAGGUUGAUUCCACAGACGCUCAUGUCUCACAUUUGGCCUGUGUGCGAAUCAGGGGUCAAUAUUUGAGACUUUUCUUUCUGUACAUAUUCUUUUAGUUUUGGUCAUGAAAUGCAUUUUAAAGAGCCACAUGUUUCAAGUAGCAAACUUCAUCUUAAAAUAACUAUAACGCAUCGGGAGACAAUUUGGGAAUAAGUUUAUUUUGCUUUUGAUGCAGACACGACUCUUAUUUAUCUGUUUAUCUGCAUCUUUUCAAACUCACUAAUUAAUAAAUGAUAUCAACUUGUUAAGUACUGAGCCGUAUCUAUUCAUAAAGACUUCCUGUGAUUCUGACCGAGCCACGCUCGCUGUUUCCAGAUUCUCCUCCAGCUUUGUACCGGAGGAAUCGAUCUUCUCACUGAAAGCAAAUAAAACUCUUUCCCAAUAUGUCGAACUGUUGCUUUAAAAGAAGUUUCAAGAUGGAGACACAGAUUUCUCCUCCUGCGCUCACCUCGCCCGGCCUCUUAUCCUCGCUUUGCACACUGUCAGCUCCAAGAGUCUUUAUCUGCUCUUUUUUUAAAGCAUUUACCAAAAACAUAUUUCUGCCCAGAAAUUAAAAAAAAAGAAUUAUAUUUUUGUAAAUAUCAGUUGUUAAUAAAUAAAGAUGUCUAAAUGUGUCUGGGAUGUGAGGUAGAAAACCAGCGUCACACAUUCAUUCUGUCAUGAACGUGAGACGCCUUAGCUUCAGUUUGACUUGUUUCUGGGUUUUAGUUUGAUCAUCUGAUGAUGGCAGGUCAUCGUGGCUCUUAUCUGUUCUUAUUAAGUGUUUUACAGACGUGUUGUCAUGUGUGUUACAGACCAAACCAGACAUUUCAUACAAAUGUAGUAAUAUCCAGCAUCCCAAAUAUAUAUACAGUAUAUAUAUAUCCAAGGAAUGAUGCUUAUUGUAUUUUCUGUUUGUGUCUGUUGUUUGAGCUGAAUCCCGUUCCUCACUCUGUAGAAAACACAAGAUGAGAUGUUGGUUUCAUAUUUGAAAUGUUCUCGACCUGCUCCCUCCAGUUGAGAGCGUUUUUCAAAAGUCAGAUUUCAUUUCUGUGUUGCUUCUGUGUAAAGCCCACGUGACUCAAUGGCUUUCUGUCUUUUUUGCAUUCAAAGGAAUAAAGUAUUUUCCGUAGUAAAAGA